This is a messenger RNA of Prionailurus viverrinus (fishing cat), 3045 nucleotides long. It is a transcript of the gene ANKRD22, whose product is annotated as ankyrin repeat domain 22. The coding region runs from base 500 to 1075 and encodes 191 amino acids. Lineage: Eukaryota; Metazoa; Chordata; Mammalia; Carnivora; Felidae. The transcript has 7 exons. Gene Ontology annotation, molecular function: protein binding. The record is from RefSeq and is a predicted model, not a curated record.
AAAAAAAUUAACCUUAUCUGUGCUGAAAGAUCGCAAAGAAUCCAUGGUGACAGUUCUUGAAGAUUAUUUUUCAUCAAAGUCAAGCCCGUGGCAGACAUAUGUGUUCUAACAAUACCCCAUGUUGAGCCCUGAGUCCUUCCUGUUGGGGUGAGAACUUCCCUUUCACUCUUGACUUUGCUCCCGUCUUCCCACAAGUCAGUACUGGAAGAGCAAAUAUGACUCAGAAACCGGUUCCCCAGGGUUGUAACAUCAGAUGAGCCACACUGGGGUCAUUACGCUGUAAACCAAUGCCUGUGUUUCCCUGGGCUGGGUUCUCUAGAAGGUGUGCGGCUGACUGAAUUGCCAGAAGAACGUUCACGAGUGUGGGAAGAAAGGACUUGCCACCAGCCUUGACUUCUAGAGACCUUUCUCUGGGCCGGGACGGAUUUUAUGUUAAUCAGAAAUACCUCCGGAAGAUUCAAGAAGCUGUAGGGGUGACGCAAAUCUGUGGAGGGCCAGCAUGGGAAUCCUAUACUCUGAGCCCAUCUGCCAGGCGGCCUAUCAGAACGACUUUGGUCAAGUGUGGCGCUGGGUGAGAGAGGACCGCAACCGUAUCAAUGUGCAAGAUGGCUUUAAUGGAGACACCCCCCUGAUCUGUGCUUGCCGCCGGGGGCACCUGAGAAUCGUUUCCUUCCUCUUGAAAAGAAAUGCUGAUGUGAACCUCAAAAACCAGAAACAGAGAAACUGCUUGCAUUAUGCUGUGAAGAAGAAAUUCACCUUCUUUGAUUACCUACUCAUUAUCCUCUUAAUGCCUGUUAUGCUUAUUGGGUAUUUCCUCAUGGUGUCAAAGACCAAGCAGAACGAGGCUCUCGUUCGAAUGCUGCUCGACGCUGGCAUCGACGUGAACGCCACGGACUGCUACGGCUGCACCGCGUUACAUUACGCCUGCGAAAUGAAAAACCAGAAUCUCAUCCCUCUGCUCCUUGAAGCUCAUGCAGACCCCAUGAUCAAGAAUCGGCGUGGUGAGACUUCGCUGGACAUUGCACGGAGAUUGAAGUUUUCCCAGAUUGAGUCAAUGCUAAGGAAAGCAUCGUAAUCCUAGAGGCCUCACGUGGAGAAGUAGAAAGAAACUAAAGCGCCGUGUUCUCUCUCCAUUUUGGACAAUCAAUCGGUCUGUGGACCGCUCAACCUGGAUGCUGCAAUUUUACGGUUACCAUGGGUAACCCUAAUGGCGGUUGCCAUGGUGACAUUUGUGGAAGAGCUUUGUACUGAUGAUUUUUUUUUUCUCCCAGUGGAGUUCACCAUGGUCAUAAUCUUUCUAGGAGAAACACUGAAGUCGUGGGAGUUUCCACUUUGGUCAACACAAAGGUGACAUUUCCACCCCGGUUGGUCCUGAAGAAGAGAAUCGCAGUUGGCUGGCUCGGUCCUCUCUUCUCAGGUGUGCCACUGUGACCAAGAGGUGGUCCUGUCUAUAUCAUACCCAAAAAACGACUGUUUCUCUCCGUCCUUUUGAGUGGUAGGAGGAAGAUUCGAAGUAGAUAUAUUUGUAUAGAAUGAUGUGUCGGUGGGGGGGUGGGGGGAGAGCUUCAUAUGUAAAUAUUCAUUUGGUGAAACAACUUCAAUAAAAGCAUCUAUCAGUCAUCAGGGGUGGGGGUAUUUAGGCCACAGUCAUGUUGGGAAAUCCUACAAGCCAGGCUUUUUCGUUUUCUUUCCCGAGAGCCAGUUUAGAAUACCUCUAGACAUUUUGCUCUCAGCUUAUAAGUAAAAUCCGUCUUAAUUAUGAACAAAAUCAGGCAACUAUCAAGAUGUUUCCUCAUGGGGCACCUGGGUGGCUCAGUCGGUUGAGCGUCCGACUUGGGCUCAGGUCACGAUCUCACGGUCCGUGAGUUCGAGCCCCGCGUCGAGCUCUGGGCUGACAGCUCGGAGCCCGGAGCCUGCUUCCGAUUCUGUGUCUCCCUCUCUCUCUGCCCCUCCCCCGCUCAUGCUCUGUCUCUCUCUGGCUCAGAAAUAAAUAAACAUUUAAGAGAAUAGAUGUUCCUUCAAAAAUACCUUUAUGAUUCUCUCGUGAAUGCCAGGCAGCUACUAAGGUUGUUCUUUCUGUUUAUUUUCACUGUUAAAAUUCAAACUAUUACUGUUAACGUGGGACAAAGGAUUUCUUUACAAUAAAUAGAGCAACAGGAAAAGAUGGUAUCUGCAUUAUACUUCCAGAAGGGAGAUAGUGAAUAUCAAAAUACAUUUCUCAAGUCCUGUGUCAAUGACACAGAGUAGAAAUAAACACAUUUAAAAAUGAUCAAAUUUCGCCAAGCAGGACUGAAUCAUUAAUAUCUUUAGACAUGGACUAAAGUGUAGACGUAUCACACACUAUAUGAGGUCACAAAUGAACAGUCUAAGAAGAAAAGAUUUACCAUCCUUGAACAGAAAAUCAAAUCCGGAAUAUUUAUUGAGCUAUGUACAGAGCCUUAAGGUGUAUGUUUUGUGAAGGAAAUAGUAGUGUGUAGAUACAGAUUCAGAAGCCCCUACGUGUCUCUGAAAUUAUUUUAGAUACGUGGCACCGAAUCGAGUUAGCAGGUGGCUCUGGGGGAUGGAAUCAACAAAUGAACUUCACACACCAGUGUACCUUCCACCGCACCUGUGUACCUUCAAUUUGGUUUGCAAAAUUACGCUAUCACUCAUGUGUGACCGUAACUGUCAUCUUUGAGACGGUGUGAAAAUUGAGCAUUUUCUUCUAUUCGUGACUGACUCUGGGCAGUUAUCAAGAUCAAAGAAUAAAAUAUGCGAUAGUUUGUUGUCUCUAUGCUCAUGACAUUCUAAUACUUUCUUCCUAGUUUUUCGUUUUUGAAGGCAGAAAACCGGGGCAGACAUUUGUGGACAUUAGGUCUUCUAGCGUCAGUCAAUGAACUCUCAAACGAGCUGGGCUAGGUGCUAAGUACUGAAAUACGUAUACGUGCUUCAUGGAGUGCAUAACGUGCUUACGGAAAAGUCACUAAAUUCCUCACAAAAUUAUUUCCUCUGAGACUUAACUAUAAAACCCUGGCCCUUUCUAAUGGGGCUUAAAAUGUAUUUCAU